UUCGACUUCCGCCAACGACAGCAAUUUGGAGUAAAGCCCGCGAAAUCUAUUCACAUGGAAUUCAGAAAGCACGCCAGCUCAUAAGGGUAUCGAACCUAUCGUGAUAACAUUUUUUUCUCACUCAAAAGCUUUGUGUUUCCUUAACAAAAAAAAUGGCCAAACAAGGACAGGGUGUACAACUUGGGUAUGGACUGUUACCUUGUAAUAAACGUUUUUCUACCACUAUUAGCGAAUAUGAGCAGAUGCACAAUAACAACAUAGCUGAUAACAAAUUAGUUCUGGCACGCCUUUUAUCUGAAUAUAGACUUGAAGCUCCUUCACAGCGGGUGAUAAAUCAUAAGGUUCGCCGAUCAUCAACAAAUAACAAACCAGUAGUACUACGUCGAAAUCCUGCUCGAAGUACUCGCAGUCAUUAUAGUUUAUCAGUACUAGCUCCUGCCACAAGACAACGUAGAGGUUCUGUAUCCUCAACUGUCUCCUCAUCUUCUUCAUUAUCAUCUGUAUCACCUUCUGUUUCACCUGAGAAACUCUUAGUUCGAUUUCCAUUUUUCAAAAGACCUAUCUCUGAUGGCAGUUCCAUUGAUUUUAUUGAUGACAGUGAUGAUGUUUCAAGUGAACAAUGUCUUCUGGACAAUCGAAGAAUGGCUCGAGUUCCACCAAAAGUGAAAUCCCCUGAUGAAAUAACAGAAGCUGAUUUAGAAUUGGUUGCUGAGUAUGUUAGCCAAAAGAAAUAUGACAGUUUAUGUGGUACAACAUGCCAUCAGUGCCGGCAAAAGACAUCAGAUAUGAAGACUAUUUGUCGGUCAUCUAACUGUGUUGGUGUUCGGGGUCAAUUUUGUGGACCUUGUUUAAGGAACCGGUAUGGUGAAGCUGCUAUUGAAGCACUCAAAGAUGCGAACUGGGUGUGUCCACCUUGUCGAGGUAUCUGUAACUGCAGUUUCUGCCGAAGGAAGAAGGGACGUGCAUGUACUGGUAGAAUGAUACACCAUGCUCGUGAUAUGGGGUUUUCCAAUGUCAGUGAUUAUCUAAAAAGUUUGAGAAAAUAAUAUUCAUGUACGACUGAUGGCCUUAUGAACAACCAACACAAUAUGAGAUGAUUAGUUUACUGUGAUAAAAGACUUGAUGUGCUGCCUUGAAAAAUUAACUGCAUUUUCCUGAGGGCUAGUCAAAGACUUAACUGAAUGUUUUUUUGCUUUCUUUGAUGUUCAUGUUACAUUUUGUUGAAUUCAUUUGAACCAUUCAUAAGUUGAUAUUUGAAUACAUGCAAAUAGUGAGGAUAAAAAAAAAAGAAAGGCCAUUUGCUUCAACUUCUUUCAUGUAGACAUGUGUGGGUACUUUUAUUGUUGAUACCACUUUUGUUACUACCAGGAAGUGCCAUCAUAAUAUACUGUGCAACACAAAAUAGUUACAGUGGUUCUUGAUGAUUUGCCUUAAAACAAAGGAGUCAUUUGACAACAUUCAUUCAGAAAUUUAUCACCUGUCAUGAAAUAAAAAAGUGGACUUCUCAAGCCUGAAUUUUAAACUUCUACCAUUUUUAUCUUUUAAUCUAGAAAAAGAAAAAAAA
Octopus sinensis (East Asian common octopus) is the source of this 1564-nucleotide messenger RNA. RefSeq names its product cell division cycle-associated protein 7. The transcript is spliced from 10 exons. The record is from RefSeq and is a predicted model, not a curated record. Gene Ontology annotation, cellular component: nucleus. Gene Ontology annotation, biological process: regulation of DNA-templated transcription. NCBI's taxonomy places the organism in Eukaryota, Metazoa, Mollusca, Cephalopoda, Octopoda, Octopodidae. Bases 153 to 1046 code for a protein of 297 amino acids.